AUGGUUGAUGGUUGUGAGGGUUCUCCUGUGUUUUGUUUCAGAGGACUCUGUGUCGAUGCUCUCAUUGAACUGUCUGAUGAAAAUGCUGACUGGAAACUCAGCUUCCAAGAGUUCCUCAAGUGCCUCAACCCAUCCUUCAACCCUCCGGAGAAGAAGUGUGCCCUGGAGGAUGAAACAUAUGCAGAUGGAGCUGAGACCGAGGUGGACUGUAACCGCUGUGUCUGUGCCUGCGGAAACUGGGUCUGCACAGCCAUGACCUGUGAUGGAAAGAAUCAGAAAGGGACCCAGACCCAGAGAGAGGAGGAGAUGACCAGAUAUGUCCAGGAGCUCCAAAAGCACCAGGAAACAGCUGAAAAGUCCAAGAGAGUGAGCACCAAAGAGAUCUAAUGAGGAGGCAUCAGGGAACGGUGUCUGGAGCCUGGCACCUUCUCUUCCAUUUCAGCACGGAGUCCAGUAUACGCAAAUGUCUGCUACAAUCGCCAAACCACCAGUAUUUGCUUGUAUAGCAACAAGUCUUAUUUUGUCUAUUUGUUUUGCAAUAAAGGAAAUGGGGGGUGGCUGGCUAGGAGGGGAAGGGCCAUAGCCUUCAUUUCUAGGAGUGCUUUGAGAGAAGCUGUAAAUGGGGCUCGGGAGCUGGAGGCAAGAAAGGAAACUGCAUCAGGGUUGGGAGAGGAGCAGACCCAGAUCUGACCCACUUCUGAGUCUAGACAGCUGUAAACACGCUGCAGGGAAUGCAAGCAAUGCCGGAGAGAACUUAGCAGGCUGACCCCAGAGGAGGGGCUUGGGAAGCUCAGUGGGGAAGAACGCAUUCUGCUUCAUGGCCCCAACCCCUGCCUCUAGAUACACAGCCAUCCUGCUAGUGACCCAGUGUCCCUCAGGCUUGAUGGAGUUUCUGGGAGGGUGCCCCCAAAUGAUGCAGAUACUCGUGUACUUUCAGCCCCUUAGAGACCUAACCAAAAUUUUAAACAUACUUUUUACCAAAGGUGCUAUUUUUCUGUAAAACUUCUUUUGGUGAGUUGACUUCAUUCUUCAGUUAUUAUCAUUAUAUUAUUGUUGUUUUUAAUAUUUUACUUUCUUGACUAGAAAUUAAGCUUUUGUAAUUAUUUUUCAGUGGUCCUACCAUUUCAGAGGUGGGAAAGUUUGGGGUUCUUCCUGGUACAGGGACUGCUAUAACCCAGACUCCCCCCACCCUGUCACAUAUUAGCUGCAGCCCAGAGUUUGCCCCCUGGCUUCCAGUGGGUCAGAAGUCUGUCCAAAGGAGCAGCAGGGUGCUUCAGGCAGAAGCCAAAGAAGAGAAACGUCUCCAUACAAAGCUUUCAAGAUCCAAAAAGCUAAUUUGUUUUCAUUCUGAUAAGUCCAUGCAAAUCAGUAUUUCAAAGGUUGGAGACAAGUGCAACUAACGAGGUUUAGAUAUCUCAGCCUAUCAAUAUGCUCGUUGAUCCACCACUAACUAGGAGAGUGACGCUGUCCCUGUCUCUUCCUGUUUCUGGGCCUCAGUUUCCUCAGUGAGCAGGUAGGAAUGCAUUAACCUUUCAAUUUCAUAAAUUAUCAGUUCUGUGGUUCUGAUCAUUGGUCCACAGGAGACAUGUUCCUGUGAUUUCCUCCUCCUUAGGAUAAAUGAAACCUUGUUCUAACAAGAGUCAGACAGCCAAAAACAAGAUGACCAAAUUUGACCCCAGUUUGAACAGCCUCACAGGUUGUGCUGAUGAUGCAGAGCCCUCUCCGUAAAGAGCCCUCUCCAGGAAGACAGUGGGAAGGAGAACCACUUCACUUUGUCAUCACUUUUGCAUUUCCUCUUUAACCUUCCAAACAGAAAUGGCUUUUCCUUUAGAGAUGAGGACAAAAGGAGGUUUAACAUUUUAAACUUAAAAUUGUGAUUGGGGAGAAAUCACUCAGUCCUGUGUCUUUUGGCCUCUAUAAUUAUUAACCCAACUCAGGGCCAUAUUUGAGAUGCAUUUGGAGUAACAUUAAAAGCUUGACAUAAGAUCUCAUUUUCAGAAAGCAUAUUAUGGACCAUCGGAGGGAAGUUAUGUAGGUUGUACUGCACAGGCAACUCUUGAGAAAGUUGUGCUGAAAAUGGAAUUUCUUCUAAACAAGUUUCCUUGUUCACCUUUGAAAGGAGAACAUUCCACUUUGUUUAGAAUUCCGAGAUUUUCUAUGUCAUCCCACUUAAAAGCUCUUUUCAAACCCCACUUGUGCAUUCUGAAAUGAACCUCCUUGUCCACGUGCCUUGGAGAACUCCCUUGAUCAAGUGUUGCCAGCCCUUGGACAGUAUGGGAAAAAGGGCAAGAGUAGCAGUUUAAAGCAAGAAGCCAGAGUGCCUCCUCAUCAGUUACAUUCAGGACAGUGGUUGCCAUCCCAGACUUACCCUGCUCUGCAACACUAAAUUCCCAAGAGCAAAUCCGCAUUGCUCCUGUAAAUAAGGAAGCUAUUGUCUGCACCAUAGAAUCACAUGAUCUGAUGACCAUCCAUGGGAAGCUGCUAAAUAGCCUAGUUUGGGGAGUCUUGCAUAGAGCUUUUCAUAGAGCAAAUAAACAGGAUUCAAUUGGGUUCAGUUCCUUCCCCUUUCUAAAAGCACAGGGCUUAGACUGCAAGCUUCCUUAGGCUUUCUCUGCGUGUAUACAGUUUUAUAAACAUUAAUUACAGCCUCUUUUAAGAUCCAGUGUCCAUGGAAACCUCACAUGCCAUGACCCAGGACUCCAUGACUGUUUUUGGAAAGCAGGGCUCCUCCACCUACUAAUAUGCCCAUGUGAACCAGUCUGAAUGUCUUUCCUUUACACUUAAGUUUUUAAAUAGUCAAAUUUCAAGAAGCAAUUUGAACAGGUUUCUGUUGCCUAUGUGUUUGUGAAAUGUAUUGUAUUGAGUAGGCUCCCAUAUUGCAUUUAACUUGUUUUUGUAACUCCUGAUUCUUUUUUUUUUUUUUGGAUACUAUUGAUAAAAUAAAGAAAUUAAAAUAACA
Hipposideros armiger (great roundleaf bat) is the source of this 2959-nucleotide messenger RNA. It is a transcript of the gene FSTL1, whose product is annotated as follistatin like 1. The transcript has 5 exons. Bases 1 to 387 code for a protein of 128 amino acids. Gene Ontology annotation, biological process: cell differentiation; multicellular organism development; regulation of BMP signaling pathway. Lineage: Eukaryota; Metazoa; Chordata; Mammalia; Chiroptera; Hipposideridae. Gene Ontology annotation, cellular component: extracellular region. The record is from RefSeq and is a predicted model, not a curated record.